GGCGGAGGAGGGGAGGGAGCGGCAGUGCUCUCCCCAGGCGAGGCGUCGCGGCGCCCAGUCUCCUCCAGGUCCCCACGGCGCUCGGCUGCUCCACCAGGAUGACGAACACGAUGACGACAACGGCGGCGUGGCAGGUGGCUCUCCUGGUGCUGGCGGCGGCAACUGGCGGCUCGCGCGCGGCCUUCCAGUGCCCGGAGAAGUACGGCCAGUUCGAGGACCCGAAGCAGUGCGACAAGUACUACGAGUGCGACGACGGCGUGGCCACGGAGAAGCUGUGCCCCGACGGCCUCAUGUUCGACCCGUUCCAGCGCAAGACCAACAAGUGCGACCAGCCCUUCAACGUGGACUGCGGGGACCGCGUCGAGCUGCAGCCGCCCAAGGGCAACGCCAACUGCCCCAGGAAGAACGGCUUCUUCGCGCACCCUGACCCCUCCGUCUGCCACCUGUUCUUCAACUGCAUCGACGGCGCGCACAUCGAGAUAGCCUGCACGCCAGGGCUGCACUUCGACGAGUACCAGGGCAUCUGCGUGUGGCCCGAGACGGCGGGUCGCACCGGCUGCGGCAAGAUGGAGGCCAAGCUGAAGGACGGCUUCGAGUGCCCCAAGGAGCAGCAGGCUGACGGUCGCAGCCAGGCGGUGGCGCACCCCAAGUUCGCGCACCCGGACGACUGCCAGAAGUUCUACGUGUGCCUGAACGGCGUGAUGCCCCGCGAGCUGGGCUGCUCGCUGGGAGAAGUCUACAACGAGGAGGAGCAGAAGUGCGACGCGCCCGAGAACGUGCCCGGAUGCGAGGAAUGGUACAAAGACAACCCGGCAGUGGAGAAACCCAAGGCCAAGAAGGCGUAAGGCGAGGACUCGCUAGGAGUUCUGGGAGCGGCGCAUCGUCGACGAAGAAGUGUGUUAACUUGCGGUGCCUCGCUCGUAAUCUGUAUUGAGAGCAGUCGGCAAAACAUCCGACUCGAAUGAGGAACGAGUCAUUGUUUCACGAACAUGAGUGCAUGAAGUUAAUAGGCUGUAAACAGACUACUCAGUCUUCAUUCAUUACAGUUUGUGAUUAUUUUUAUACUAAGUCAUGCGUUUGGUGUCAGCGGAAAUGCGCGAAAAAAAAUUUAGCUUAUGCUAUUUCAUGGUUGUUACCAUUUUACCAAACUCAUGUAAUUUUUUUCUCCAACAUAAAUUUGAAUACGUUUCUAUUGUUUUGCUUACAAGGAAACUGGUUUUGUUGUUUCAAUUAGGAAAAAUAUAAUUUAAUAAGUAUAAAUCUAAUUUUUGCAUUGUUAAAGCCAGCUAUAAUUUAACUAGGUAGUUCAGUUACGCAAGAUUGGUCACAAGAAUGUUUAAAAAUUGAUUUGUUGGUAUUACAAGUUCAGUAAAUUUACAAACGCAAAAAAAAAA
Molecule: messenger RNA, 1394 nt
Organism: Bacillus rossius redtenbacheri
Lineage: Eukaryota; Metazoa; Arthropoda; Insecta; Phasmatodea; Bacillidae
Product: protein obstructor-E-like
Exons: 5
Coding region: 99-845 (248 amino acids)
Cellular component (GO): extracellular region
Molecular function (GO): chitin binding
Source: RefSeq, a predicted model, not a curated record